ACGGCUAGUCAGGACAUUUUAAAUUAGCAAACUGCGCUAAAGCGGCCGCAAAGUCGAGAACGCAUAGCAGUUAUCCCAUAACAUUUCUAUCAGCUCCAUAUUUUCCUCAUGAAUGUGCUGUUGCGAGCCUGAGAUGUUCCGGAGAACACACACAUGAGGACAGAUUUGAACCAGGUCAACUGCCCCUGUUCGUCACCUAUUAGCUGCCACUCCAGAGACUCCGCCCCUGGCCCCGCCCUCCAGAGAUGACUGAUGCCCAGAAGGCCAACGAGCUCCCUGAAUUCCCCACAGAGGGCGGGGCUACAGCAGAAGAGCAGGACAUGCCCCUGAGACAAGAAACCACGCCCAGCAGUUCCCCGGCAUGCGAGGAGCCAAUCAGCUCGCAGAGCGGUCCUGACAAACAGCCGGCACCUGGUCUGCUCUCUAUGCCGUGCUUACUAAAGGAGCUUCAUAGAGACUCCGCCCCCGGGCAGCCGCAGGAAACAGAUCCGCCCCCUGCCGCCACACAGGAAGACAGCGAUUCCUCCGCCUGCCUGCGCUCGCCUUCCUCCUCCGGUCACCUGGGAGACUCCGACACGCUUUCAUCAGCAGAGGAAGCAGCCGCACCCGUUCAGACGGCCGGCAGGAAGUCACGACGUUCACAUUCUGAGAGCGAUGCGUCCACGGUUGCAAUGGCGGCCAAGAAGAACCGCUGCCAGGAGAAGCAUGUGAACGGACGCGUGCGCGUCAGAGGCCCGCGCAGCCAGCAGCAGAAGCAGCGCAUGAGACAGCUGCGGCAGAAACGUGAAGCGGCGGCGAGACGCAAACCUGACGUGCUCCAGGACAGCAGCACCAGCGACAGCGACAUCACGGCCCACUCAUCCUCAUCCUCGCCGCUAACAGCCUCGUCUGACAACGAGGGAGAGACAAUCAACUCUCACGCACCAGUGGGUCCUGCAGUGAUUGGACACUAUGAUAUUUCAGACACUCACUCCGAACAGGAACGGCAGUCUCAGUCGCUCUCAGGUGCAGUAGAAGUCAAGCCAUCUCAGGUGAGUCUGGCGUCCACCGACAGUGAAGUGGAGAUCGUCGGAGUUCAAGAGAACGCCAGCGUGGUCUCAAGGUUUCCUCGCGGUGGAGUGAUUCAGUCUCUUUCUUCCUGGAAGCAGAGAGCUCCGGCUCAGUGGACGUCCGUCUCGGCGCAGUCCGGCUGGGUUCCUCCUCCUGAGGUGGUGGAUCUGACACUGGAUGAAGACCGGCACAGAUACCUGCUGUGAUCAAACACACUCACACACACACUCAUAUACAUGUGACUGGUGGGCCGAGUGACUCAAACCAUAACCUCGAGACUGUUGAAACUAAGAACACAGAACCAUGCUUUCAUUAAAUGAACACACUUGAAAGAGCUCAGUGUUUGCUUCUGAUAUGCCUGAUUAAUUAUUUGCUUCUGUGAGACCACGAUGUGAGUAAAUGACAGCAGAUCAUCAUUAUCAGAGCAAAUACUGUACCAAGUUCUCCUGUGAUAAAGUCAGGUAUCAAAACUACUGGUCUGAAAUACUCACAAGCUGAAAAAUGGGGCUUCUUCAUAGAAACGAAUACUGAAUGUAAACGGGUGAAUCUCACAGAAACUGGUCACAUUUCGCUCCAAAAGCAAGAAUAUAGAAUUUAUAUUUAGCCGAAAACGGACAAGAUUUUGAGUAUUUUGAGUACUAUUAAGAUUUUUGAAUUGACAUUUAUUAUCGUCAUUUAAAAAAUACUAUAAUUUGAUUUAAAUGUAUUAUUUUUAUUUUCUAUGUUUUUUCUGUUAAGCAGUAAAUCACUACGAAUGAAAUCAGAAUAAUGCAUUGCGUUAAAUAAAAAAUGCACUAUGAUACGAAGAAAUUUAGAGGUUGAAGUUUUUAUGAAAAUUAAGCAAAUGUCUAAUUUAAAAAGUUUUUUCUUUUCUUAAUUUCUUGUCUGUUUGCUUUAUUGAUUUUAAGGCAUUUUUGUGAGAUUCAGCCGAUUAAGUUUCAUCACUAAUCAAACCUCAGUCAUUUCACAAUGGCAAAUCAGGGAUGUUUUACUUCGUCAGAUCCUCCGAUUUCAACAUCUUCUCUUCUUUUGAGUCACUUCGCCCCUCCUGAAGAAACAGGCACGCUUACAUGAUCCUGCUGUCGGCCUCAGGAGCCGCCUGCUGAACCGCCCCAGCCCCCUGUUUUUGUGAUGUAACUUCCUGUUAAGCUGCUGAAGAGCUGUUAGCUGAGACCCAAACGCAAGCCUGCUGGUCUUACUCUCACCAGAGCGAACGGCUCACUGCUCUGUGUGUGUGUGUGUGUGUGUGUGUUCACUGUCAAUCAUCUAAUGCUGCUCUGCUGUGUGGGGAGAAGCCUUGAAGUGUGUGUUCCUCACCCGAUACUGCUUUCACUAUACGUUUGUGUGUGUGUGUGUGUAUCCUGAGCAUUAGGGUUUUUCAGAGCAUGUUCAUUAUGUACAUCUUGCAUUGUCAUAGAAAUGAGUCCUUGCUUUUAUUAUGCCCAUGGAACUUCUUAUUCAAAUACACUAAUGGUCAGAAGUUUGGAAUCAUUCAGAUUUUUGAAUGUUCUUGAAAUAGGUCUCUUCUGCCUUUAUUUGAUGAAAGACAAAAACAGUAAUAUUGUGAAAUAUUACAAUUUCAAAUGAUUGUUUUCUAUGUAAAUAUAUUGUAAAAUGUAAUUUAUUUCUGUGAUGCUCCGCUGUAUUUUCAGCAUCAUUCCUCCAGUCUUCAGUGUCACAUGAUCUUCAGAAAUCAUUCAUAUGCGGCUCAAGAAACAUUUCUGAUUAUCAAUGUUGAAAACAUUUCUUUUUAUUAAAGAAUUAAUUAUUACUUUUAUUCAGCAAGGAUGUAAUAUACUAAUUAAAAGUGACUGUAUUUUCCACAAAAAUAAAUAGCAGCACAACUGUUUUCAACAUUGAUGAUAAUAUUAUUCUGAUUUCUGAAGAUCAUGUGACACUGAAGCCUGGAGGAAUGAUGCUGAAAAUACAGCAGCGCAUCACAGGAAUAAUAAUAUAUUUAAAAAUAUAUUCAAAUAGAAAACAGCUAUUUUAAAUGGUAAUAAUAUUUCACAAUAUUACAGUUCAUACGGUGUUGUUAAUCCAAAUAAUGCAGGCUUGGGGAGCAGAAGAGACUUCUUUAUAUAUAUUAAUAAAACCAAACUUUUGAACUGUAGUGCAUCUUCUUGUGAAUACAAUCAAUGUGUGAUGAGAAAAACAUUUUUAGUUUUUAUUUUCUAAAUGGGGUAUAAUUUGCAUAUAGACUUGAGCAUUUUAACCACAACUUUGUUUUAUAUACAUGUUUGUAUGGUUGCAUCAUGCUAUCCCACACCACUGAAGCUAUUUAUUGAUAUUUGCUGUGUUUUACUUGGUUAUAUAUAUGAAUCAUUUGUUCGAAGAGCAAUAUGAAUAUGCAUCUUAAAAACUGCAUAUUAAAGGGAUAGUUUAUCCUAUAAAUGAAAAUUGUCAUCAUUUAUUCACCAUUGUGUCUUUUCAAACCUAUAUGACUUUUUCUGCUUUGAAACACAGAUGAUUAUGAAAGCUUAAGCUGCAUAAAGGUGGUCCAUAUGCCGUCUAGUUUAAUAGUGCUUUAUUGUCAUUCAUGGAGAUUGAAAGUCACUAUGCGUUUGUUACAUGAAAAAGAGCAGCGUGAACAUUCUUCCAAACAUCUCCUUUGGUGUUUCUCAGAAGAAAAGUCAUACAGGUUUACAAUUAUAUUAAGGUGACUAAAUAAUGACAAAAUAUUCAUUUCUGAGUUCACUGUACUUUUAAGUUUGAGUCUUGGCAAUAUAUUCUGUUUGUAUAACAUCAGAAGGUUUCUGAGUUUCCUUUGGUUUUUCUUCCUCACGACUCAAUUGUCAGACCACUGUGUGUGAGGAGCGCUCAUUAUCUGAAUGUGAAUUAUUCUGCUUCAUUCAGCUUGUGUAUCACCCUUGAACCCUGCAGGAUAAUUCAGAAGCUGUGCCUGUGGCCAUUUUGGCUCCCUUAGCCCCGCCCCUCUAAUAGUUUGAUUGGACCUUAACCUCUGUCAAUCACAUGAGGUGAACAACAGCUUUUAGAAAAAGGAAAGAUGAAGUUCCAAUGCAGGAAAACAGAGAGUAGUGUUUACAAGAAAGUACUAUUUCAGUCUUUCUGCUUUAAAAUGUAAUGUUUAAUUCAAUGCAACUUCUUGUUUCUUUAAGUAUUUUUGAAAUUUAUUAAGAAUUGUUUCAGGGCGUGUUUUUCCAGUGUAGUAUUCUGAAGCUAUAUGAUCGCUUUGUGUGAAAAAUUACCAUAAAGCUCCAUAAAAAUA
Carassius gibelio (silver crucian carp) is the source of this 4279-nucleotide messenger RNA. RefSeq names its product arkadia (RNF111) N-terminal like PKA signaling regulator 2N (gene ark2n). The transcript is spliced from 5 exons. The record is from RefSeq and is a predicted model, not a curated record. Lineage: Eukaryota; Metazoa; Chordata; Actinopteri; Cypriniformes; Cyprinidae. Bases 246 to 1256 code for a protein of 336 amino acids. Gene Ontology annotation, molecular function: ubiquitin protein ligase activity. Gene Ontology annotation, biological process: ubiquitin-dependent protein catabolic process.